GCUACUUAAGGCGUCGUGGCCUCGACCGCCCCGCCUUAGCUCCCGCGCUAGAGAGAAACAUGUAUCGUUUCCGAUCACAGCUCUUCACGGGGAUUUCUGCUGCCGCCACCGCCCGCUCUUACCCCCGCCGCUUCUCGCCCCUGUUGUUAGCCGAAGACUCGCCUCUCAGCCGCCCGCCGCACAGACGCACGAGUAAAAAGUGCAGCUCCAUCGGCUGAUCCUCGCUAAGCUCCGAUCUUAGGCGGCACCGGGCGUCCCACGAUGCCGAAGAAUAAGAAGCGGAACACUCCCCACCGCGGUGGCAGUGGUGGCGGCGGCGGCUCAGGGGCAGCUGCAGCGACGGCGGCGACAGCAGGUGGCCAGCAUCGAAAUGUUCAACCUUUUAGUGAUGAAGAUGCAUCUAUUGAAACAAUGAGCCAUUGCAGUGGUUACAGUGAUCCUUCCAGUUUUGCUGAAGAUGGACCAGAGGUCCUUGAUGAGGAAGGAACACAAGAAGAUUUAGAAUACAAGUUGAAGGGAUUAAUUGACCUAACCCUGGAUAAGAGUGCGAAGACAAGGCAGGCAGCUCUUGAAGGUAUUAAAAAUGCACUGGCUUCAAAAAUGCUUUACGAAUUUAUUCUGGAAAGAAGAAUGACUUUAACGGAUAGCAUUGAACGCUGUCUGAAAAAAGGUAAGAGUGAUGAGCAACGUGCAGCUGCAGCAUUAGCAUCUGUUCUUUGUAUUCAGUUGGGCCCCGGAAUUGAGAGUGAAGAGAUUUUAAAAACUCUUGGACCAAUCUUAAAGAAAAUCAUUUGUGAUGGGGCAGCUAGUAUCCAAGCUAGGCAAACUUGUGCAACUUGCUUUGGUGUUUGCUGUUUUAUUGCCACAGAUGACAUUACUGAACUGUAUUCAACUCUGGAAUGUUUGGAAAAUAUCUUCACCAAGUCCUAUCUCAAAGAGAAAGACACUAAUAUCAUUUGCAGCACCCCUAAUACCGUGCUUCAUAUCAGUUCACUUCUUGCAUGGACACUGUUAUUGACCAUAUGCCCAAUCAAUGAGGUGAAGAAAAAGCUUGAGAUGCAUUUCCAUAAACUUCCAAGCCUUCUCUCUUGUGAUGAUGUUAACAUGAGAAUAGCUGCUGGCGAAUCUUUGGCACUUCUGUUUGAAUUGGCCAGAGGACUGGAGAGUGAUUUUUUUUAUGAAGAUAUGGAGUCUUUGACGCAGAUGCUUAGGACUUUGGCUACAGAUGGAAAUAAGCACCGGGCCAAAGUGGACAAGAGAAAGCAGCGGUCGGUUUUCAGAGAUGUCCUGAGGGCAGUGGAGGAACGGGAUUUUCCAACAGAAACUGUUAAAUUUGGUCCUGAACGCAUGUAUAUUGAUUGUUGGGUCAAAAAGCACACCUAUGACACUUUUAAAGAGAUUCUUGGAUCGGGAAUGCAGUACCAUUUACAGUCAAAUGAAUUCCUUCGCAACGUAUUUGAACUUGGACCCCCAGUGAUGCUUGAUGCUGCAACACUUAAAACAAUGAAGAUUUCUCGUUUUGAAAGGCGUUUAUAUAACUCUGCAGCCUUCAAAGCUCGAACCAAAGCUCGAAGCAAAUGUCGAGAUAAGAGAGCAGAUGUUGGAGAAUUCUUCUAGAUUUUCAGAAUUUGAAGACUAUUUUCUAAUUUCAUUUUUUUUUCUAUUUCUAAUGUAUUUAAAUUCUAGAGACAGUUUUUAUCUUGGAUUAACUUAGCUAACUUUUGUAGUAGGGGUUAUUGCUUAUAAUUUAAUGUACAGUAUUGAAAAUGGUGAGUUCUGAUUAGUGAGUAUUCUCUGUAAAUAUAAUCAGUAAACAUGAAUAAAGUGUUUGUAAUGUUC
Molecule: messenger RNA, 1839 nt
Organism: Carlito syrichta (Philippine tarsier)
Lineage: Eukaryota; Metazoa; Chordata; Mammalia; Primates; Tarsiidae
Gene: IFRD1
Product: interferon related developmental regulator 1
Exons: 12
Coding region: 262-1617 (451 amino acids)
Cellular component (GO): nucleus
Source: RefSeq, a predicted model, not a curated record